This is a messenger RNA of Papilio polytes (common Mormon), 1664 nucleotides long. Its product is annotated as putative inorganic phosphate cotransporter. Gene Ontology annotation, molecular function: transmembrane transporter activity. Gene Ontology annotation, biological process: monoatomic anion transport; transmembrane transport. Bases 70 to 1617 code for a protein of 515 amino acids. The transcript has 8 exons. The record is from RefSeq and is a predicted model, not a curated record. Lineage: Eukaryota; Metazoa; Arthropoda; Insecta; Lepidoptera; Papilionidae.
GUGAGUGCGUCUAGAUUACACAUCUGUUGUGGUGUUUGACGACGCAAAGGUGUUUGUGAUCCAUGUGGGAUGGCUUUGAAAGGAUGGCGGCUUAUAUUGAAUCGAGUGACUUUCAUACCUCAACGCUAUGUACUUGGCAUUAUGGGUCUGUUUGCUUUGGCAAAUGCCUUCACGAUGCGGGUCUGUCUCAGUAUGACCAUAACACAAAUGGUCCUACACGCAGAGUCCUCUGAGCAUAUUGUUGGCGAAACUUGCCCUGACAAUAGCGAUACCUCAGGAUCUGGAGGAAGUAACAGUACAGUUUACUUUGAAGGACGGGAUCGAUAUGACUGGAGCGAAGCUACACAAGGGUUUCUUCUAAGCGCGUUUUACUACGGCUACGUGAUAACCCACUUGCCAGGAGGACUCUUGGCUGAAAAGUUUGGAGGAAAAUGGACACUUGGUUUGGGUCUAUUAGUCACGUCCAUAGCAACAGCUCUAACCCCCUUGGUAGUUAGUAUGUGGGGAGCCGUGGGAUUGUUCAUCAUGCGUGUUAUCGAAGGAUUUGGCGAGGGACCAGUUACCCCAGCGUUUGUACUAUUACUAGCUAGAUGGGUACCGCCUUCUGAGAGGUCACGUUUUGGAGCUAUGAUAUUCGGUGGAGCUCAGAUUGGUAACAUCUUUGGUCCCUACCUUUCGGGUAUACUCUUAGCAGACGGUGGGGAUUGGGCUAAUGUAUUCUAUGUCUUUGGAGGGCUGGGUAUCAUCUGGUUCGUAUUUUGGGUGCUUUUAUGCUACAGUACACCUAAUUCCCAUCCUUACAUUUCCGACGAGGAGAGGAAUUAUUUGAACAAUAACGUGGCUGCUUCGGGCUUACAUAAGAAAUUGGAUCCAGUUCCAUUCAAGGCAAUGCUAAGAUCCGGCCCGCUAUGGGUUCUUAUAAUGGCAGCUAUCGGUCACGACUGGGGCUACUUUACGAUGAUCACCGAUCUGCCGAAGUAUUUCUCCGAUGUUCUCAAGUUCAACAUCAAGGAGACCGGUCUCAUGUCCGCGUUGCCAUACAUUGCGAUGUACAUCUGUUCCUUCAUAUUUGCAGCGCUCUGCGAUUUCUGCAUUAAGAAGAAAUGGCAUAGCAUUACAACAGGCCGAAAAAUUUAUACAACUGUCUCAUCAUCCGUACCGGCACUUUUUAUAAUACUGGCCUCGUACUCUGGAUGCGACCGCUUCCAGGCUGUGGGUCUAUUUAUUGCAUCGAUGGCGUUCAUGGGAGGAUUCUAUAGCAGCGUGAAGAUAAAUGCCAUGGAUAUAGCUCCGAACUACGCUGGUACAUGUUCUGCGUUUGUGAAUGGUAUAGCUGCUAUUUCAGGAAUCAUUACACCGUAUUUGAUAGGAUUGUUAACGCCUGAUCAAACAGUGGAGCAAUGGCGGAUAGCAUUCUGGGCAGUAUUCGCGGUGUUAGUCGGCACAAACGUCGUCUACGUAAUUUGGGGAUCAGGAGAACAGCAAUGGUGGGACGAUGUUUCGAAAUAUGGCUACCCACCAGGUUGGAAACAUGGCACGUUUAAGAAAAGACAAACAGACACGGAGAAGAAAAUCGUACACCCGAAACAUGAUCAUUCGCCAAUCGCUAAAGAUUGAUAUAAAUAACUGUACAAAUGUAAAUAAAACUAUUUAUUUUAAAUAUA